Molecule: messenger RNA, 2096 nt
Organism: Vitis vinifera (wine grape)
Lineage: Eukaryota; Viridiplantae; Streptophyta; Magnoliopsida; Vitales; Vitaceae
Product: extensin-2-like
Exons: 2
Coding region: 745-1734 (329 amino acids)
Biological process (GO): plant-type cell wall organization
Molecular function (GO): structural constituent of cell wall
Source: RefSeq, a predicted model, not a curated record
AGCGUUUUCAUAAUUAGGCAUGAACAAGCUGUAGUAGCUUCUGUUGCUGGGUCAAUCUUUAAUGUGAAAAAGAGGCUAUAGAGCUGUGAAAGGACAACUUGUGUAAAACUGGUUCUGGCUUCUGUAUGGAAUUGGUAAAAACCUGCUGAUGUUUACAAUUUUUUUUAAAAUUCUACAAAGAAAAGGUCCGUGACGAAGACACAUAAUCGCUUCGCAUUUCUAGAAUAAGCGCGUUGGAAAUCAUGAAAUGAAUAUCAUUAUGUUAAGUUCAUUGACUUAAUCCGGGUGAUACAUGAUCAACGUCCAUUCUUAUAAGGGAAAUAGCUGUUGAGUGAAUAUGAUGUGCCACUUAUUAUGAAUAUCUAGAUAGGAAGUUGGAUCAUUUCCUAGACUCCCCAAGAUCGUAUCUGCCCUCUAAAACGCUGAAAUGCUGUUAAAAUAAUUGGUGUUUUGACUCAUUCUAGGAGAUAUCUGAGAGUGUAGCUCAUAAAGAAAUUAGUGGGAUACCAUACGAAGUUGUUAAGAAGAGUAGAUAUGUUUUUUAAGUGAUAGAGUUGUUGAAGGUAGGAAGGCUUCAAUAACUACGUACUAAAUAAAUGUUGGGCUUACUGAUGGGAUUAGUAUAUAAGCUUUUGAGUCCCUCCAUUGCAGUCAUUCACAAAGUGUCUGUUAGAUCUUUGAAGGAGUAGGAGUCUUGAGUUGGAGUGUAGUUUUCUGGUGACUUGGUUUUAGGGUUUGCCAGAAAUGGCCAAGUUUUGGCCACAGUGCUUGGUUUAUGCCUUGGCAUUUUGCUUGGUAGCCACUAAUGUAGUGGCUGAUGGUGACAGUCCUUAUGAACCUUACAAGCCUUACAAUUAUGCAUCUCCUCCCCCGCCACCUCCACCUUAUGCUUACAAGUCUCCAUAUCCUUACUACUAUAAGUCUCCACCACCUCCUUCCCCGUAUUACUACAAGUCACCACCACCACCUCCAUAUUAUUACAAAUCCCCACCUCCUCCAUCUCCCUCACCGCCUCCUCCUUACUAUUAUAAAUCUCCACCACCACCUUCUCCUUACUACUAUCAGUCACCACCUCCUUCUCCCUAUAUUUACAAAUCCCCACCUCCACCUCCUUAUUACUACCUGUCCCCACCUCCGCCUCCUUACUACUACCAGUCACCACCUCCCCCACCUUAUAUUUACAAGUCUCCACCACCGCCAUCUCCAUCUCCUCCUCCACCAUACAUCUACAAGUCCCCACCUCCACCAUCUCCAUCUCCGCCUCCUCCCUACAUUUACAAAUCUCCACCACCACCAUCCCCAUCUCCACCUCCUCCAUAUGUCUAUAAAUCUCCGCCACCACCUCCCUACAUUUACAAAUCUCCACCACCACCAUCCCCAUCUCCGCCUCCUCCAUAUAUUUACAAAUCCCCACCACCUCCUUCUCCAUCACCGCCACCUCCUUAUGUCUACACAUCCCCACCACCUCCUCCUUAUAUCUACAAAUCCCCACCUCCUCCUCCUUACAUCUACAAGUCACCCCCUCCACCUUCUCCAUCACCUCCUCCACCUUAUUACUACAAAUCACCACCACCUCCAUCUCCUUCUCCCCCACCUCCCUACUACUACAAGUCCCCGCCUCCACCAUCCCCAUCACCUCCUCCACCGUAUUAUUACAAGUCCCCUCCUCCACCAUCACCUCCACCUCCAAUGUACUACUACUCAUCACCACCACCUCCUCCCACAUACUACUAAACAAGACGCUAUCUCUACUAGUUGUAUUUCAUGCUUUAUUAGAAAGAAUAAAUGGUACAAAAAGGGGAAUCAGUUGUUUUCCUGGAGUCCCAUCCUCGGCUACUUCACCUCAAAGAAGACAACUGGUUUAAGAAUAAGGGGGCAUGACAUGGAGGGAUGGUGCUUCUCCUGCAGCCUGUUUUGCGUGCUUUCAAUUCUAUGUUCAUAAUGUCUACAAUAUUCCAUUUGUUUACUGUUGGUUAGAACAUAUACUCGUCCAUUUGCCUCAGAUUUGGAAAUAAAAUGAACCCAUUCGAUGGGCAUAUGUAGACCGGAUUAAUUAAGAGAAACUGCAUGUUGUUUGAGAGAGAUGAUCAAACUUU